CAGGUGUCGCAGGAUGUGGUGCAGAGUGCACAUUUUUUAUACAGAAUAUGUUUAAAGUUUUUGUGUUUAACUAUUAAAAACCUCUUGAGUAACAAACACACAUAUGGUCCAGAAUGAGAUGGAGAUAUGUUUGUUAAAUAAGACUGAGAAUAAGAAUGUAAAUAAGAAAACAGGACAUCUGAGGAUCCUUCCAUUUCCGUUUCUAGGACGGUACAGCAGUCAUUUUCAGUUCUGUUUUUAAUCUUUUCAUGCUGUGACAAUGGCAGUACAUCACCUACUUGUAUUUCUUCUGACCUUCCAAACAGGGUUCAGUGCUGAGAUCCCUGUGUUUGUUCAGACAGGAGAUUCUGUUCAACUGGAUUUACAGACACAAGAACUACCACAGUUUGAUGAUUUAUCCUGGAGAAAUGAUAAAUUAAAGAAUAUAGUUAAAUAUUUUCAUAAAGAUAAAGAAGCAAGACCUCACUCUUCCUACAAGGACAGAGUGGAUUUCAAUAAUGAAACCUUCUCUCUCACACUGAAGAACAUGCAGAAGACAGACAGUGGACUCUAUACAGCAAGAACAAGUGGAGAAUCAGAGGAAAAUAUUGUUACAUACAGAGUAUCUGUUAUAGAUGCUGUGGAGGAUCCUGUACUGACUGUAAACUCAAACUGGUCCAGCAGUGACUCCUGUACUGUGAACUUCACAUGCAGAGCUCAUGACCUCAUGAUUCACUCCAGCUAUCAGAACAACAGAUGCUCUCCAGAGGAAGUGACAUCACAUAAGAUCUACACUCUGAUCCUGUACUGCAGUGAGGAAUCCAUCAUCUGUAACCAUAGCAACCCGGUUAGCAGCAAAAAAGACAGAAUAGAGAUCAAACAGCUCUGUGUCAAUAAUAAAGAGAACAUCACAGGUGAUGACGAGACUAAGCCAUCUCUCCAGUCUUGGCCAUAUAUUUUGGUGGCAGUGUGUCUUUUUUUGGCAAUUACAAUAUUUCUAGUAUUUCUCUACUGCAAGUGUAAAAAAGGUGUCCAAGAGGCUGAAAAUACAGUCUAUGAUCAAGUUGAGCUAUCUGCCCUAUUCAAUGGAGCCCAACCAGAGACUCGCUUCUCAGCUGGGGUUGCCCCCUUUUUAAGUUGCCUAUCACAGCGUGGCAAGCCAAAGCCAGUGCUCAAGAAAUGCAGAAAACCAACAGUGAUGCUAAUACAUAUGAUGUUCCAGAACAGGUUCAAGAACACACACAAGAAGAAACAGGAGAUAAUCAGCCCAACACAAUGUACUGCACAGUAGGACAACACCAAAAACGUGCAGACCCCCCUGAAACAGAACGUACAAUUUAUGCAAUGGUGUGCAAACAACCAAAACCAACCACCACUUCAUCUGAUGACGCAUAAAAUGAAACUGUGGUUGUUUGUCACAUGGGGACGUUUCACAAGGGCUGAUCUCAAAAUGGCAUCCUAAUCUUACCAUCUCUGCCACAUAGUUAUACAGGGUAUACACAUAGAACAGUAUGCUAUUCUGAAAUUCAGCCAAGCAUGUUUGUCCAAUUCAGGUGUUUUCUUUCUUUGGUUUAGUACGUUGGUUUCAAACAUCCAGAUCCAAACUGUCUUUUUUAUAUUUUUGUGUUAAUAUAACUUCCAAAAAUAACCCUACGGUGAGUAAUAUUAACUGAAGUAAACCAUGUGACUAACUAACCCCGGUCUGCCCAACAGGAAAAUCAGUAGUAUAAAACUGCAGAUAUAAUAUGGGCCUCACUUCCCAUGUUAUAUUAAAUAAUUAUUAAUUUCAAUUUAAACAGAUAUAAACCCAGACAAGCUAAUGCAGUACAAAUGCAAAUCCAAUAUUACUUACCCCGACUUAGAGGAGCCUAAUCACAAGAGUCUUCCUAGUGAUCCUAGGCUAAUAGAAGACUUGUGAUUAGGCUAGUGACUAGAUGGUCUUCCUAGAUAACCACUAGAUGGAGACAUUUUAUCUCCUUUCUAUACCAUUGAUCCUAAAGAGGCACAGCCCUGAAGAGUUUAGCUUGAAUACUUGAUACUUGUUUUGAGAGGGCUAAAAAGUAUGUUCUAUGUACUAUAAACAUCUGAAUGUACUAUAUUCGCAAUGUUGUAUUUGUUCUAUAAUGUUGUUGUAUAAUGUUCUUUUAGUUUAGCCUCUGUUAAUGUUAGAGGUUUAAGAGAUCAUACGAAAAGGAAAGCCUUAUUUUUGUAUUGUAAACGUAGUAACACAGAUUUUAUUUUUGUUCAAGAAAGUCAUUCAUGUGAAUCAGACGUCAAUUUUUGGAAAACUCAGUGGGGAAACACAGUCUUCAUGAGUCACGGAUCUAAUCGCUCUGCUGGUACUUUAAUUUUGAUGCACAAAUUUAGAGAUAUUUUAGAAUGUUCUUCAUCUGAUGAGGGUAGAUAGAUCAUUUUAGUAUGUAAGACCGAAAAUGUGGUUUUAUAUGUAUAUGUAAUGUUAUAUGUAAUGUUUAUGGGCACAACUGACGGAACGCCAAUGUAUAUACGUUCAAAGAAUUGGGAGCCAAGCUUUCUAAUAUACAAAGCCGCUUUAUUACUGCAGGCUAUUGCGCGCGAAAGUGAAAGUGCCCUACUGUGCCCCCGCGUUCCCAUUUCUCCCAUUAGGCCUACAUUAGAUUACAAUUUCUCUAAAAACUUCUUUUUAAACCUACAUGAAAAACUUGAAAAGUAAUAUUAUGAAGUAAACCGUGUAACAACUAACCCCAGUCUGCCCCACAUGAAAAUCAGUAGUACGAAUCAGUAGUCUUCCUAUUGCAUUUUGACUGAUAACCACUAGAUGGAGACAAUGGAUUUUAUUCAUAGUACAUGGAGGGCCACAGCCCUGCAGAGUUUAAUCAAAGAAUAUAGGCCUACAUUACCAAGAAGCGACACUUCCCAGCAGCGGCCCUGCGUUUCCUGCCGCCAUUUUGUGGUGAAAGCGACUCGUCAGUCCACUAGUUUCUAUGGCAAUAUCAGCUGCUUUGUUAAAAAAAAACUUACAUUAAAUCUGAAAUCCAACCUGAACGAUGACAACACAGAUUAAAAUACUUUCACUAGUGAUCAUCAAAUCCUUUUAACAGUUUAUUUUACAGACUUUGUGUUUAAGUCUUCCACUUUUUUCACAAAACCUUUACUCAGAAACCAAGUCAGUUUGGGUUAAAAUUCUUUGAAGUUCAAGUAUUAGCAUUAUAAACACUGAAUUAAUACCAACUAAUUACCAAUUAAGGACAUGCAUCAGAAAAAUUAGGAAUGUUGGACAAUAAUUUAUUUUAUAACAGCUUGAUUUUGCAGUGUUGUCUAAUGUCCGUUGAAGAAAAAGUGUCCAAAAGUGGGAAUUAUGCGAUAACGGACACAGCAAUGCAUCAUGUAUUAUAAGAUCAUUAUGUUUGAAGCGUGAUCCAUUAAAACGAACAAUAUAGCCCAUUUCAAUUCAGACCUAGUGGAGUGAUACUAUUAUUACUAUUACUCCACUAGGUCUGAAAUAUAUUGUUCGCUGCAAACAUGAUGAUCUUAAAUUUAUUAAUUAUUAAUUUACUAUUAAUAAAUGUGUAAAGUUGCAUAAAAUGGAAAUACUCAAUAAAGUAGGUUGGAUGGUUGAAUGGUUGGAUUCCACAACUGGUAAAAUAAAACAUAUAUAAAACAAUACAACAUUUACUGUAGGAGCCAUACAAUUUACUGGUGAAUUCAUUUUAAAAAACUGUUCUAUUGCGCUUCUGAUUUGGCAGUGAAAUUCGCCGAUUUUGGGUGCGUAAGAUGUGAAGGAUUCUAUGGUCCAUUUAGUAUUUUCACCCCAUAAUGGCGGCCGCGCUACCGGAGCGCCAUCUAGUGACUGUUGCCCAAAAGUAUCAGAGUGUCGCCUCUUGGGUUCUAUACUCUUUGGUUUAAUUUCAACCUUAAUUAAAUACAUCUGAACCAGCUAACCAAGACCAGCACAUGUAUUUUUGUAGAAAUGCAUUACAUGUAAACUGAAUUCACAGUUGCUUGUUAAUUUUUACAUAUUCUGUUACAGUAUGUCUUCCCCUAACACCACACAUUCUUCCCAUUGCUUUUCCAUGACAAGCAACUGUGUAUUUUCAGUUUAUAUGUAACACAUUUCUACAAAAAUAAACUGCUGUUGAUGUUUAGGGAUUCAGACUUUCCUCCAUGUUCAAAAAUAGUAGUGAUGUUGGGCAAGCUCCAUAUAGCCUACUGUAUGCUUCCAAACUUGAUUGGUUGAUUGGUAAGAUUGUUAUUCCUAUUUCUUUACAAUGGCAGGCCAUUCGUCAAUUCAGCAGACAUUACAAAUAUUUCAUGCCAUAGGUAUGUCAGACAUGCAUGUAGUCCUAUGGCAGAUUUUGGUAACUGAAUGGAUCAUUUUGCAUGUCUAAGCUCACACGAUGAAGGAAUGUUUAGAAUUGCACUUUUGCACAUGCAAAUCGCUUAAAUCAAUAAAAAAUCCAAAUUUAAUGUGAGCAAGAAACUAAUUGCUCAGAGACCUGAUCUGAACUUGUUGUUUUGAGAAAAAAGUCUCAUUUGAGAAAUGAGCCAAAGCGAUUGUAAAAACUGUAAAAUUACGUAAAUUUUUAUUUCUUUUACUGAUUAUCAGCUGUUACUCACGGAAGUGUAAUAAUCACAAUCCCUGCAUCCCAAUGUGCAUACUAUCCACCCUAUCUGCCCUAAAUAGUAUUGAAUAUUACUAACGUCACAUACUAUUUAGGAUGGAUAGUAUGCACUCUAAGACGCAGACAAGGAGUCUAGUGGUUUUUACAAAGUAUUUAUUGGUCAUUUAAUAUCAUAUGCCCCCGGUUUCACAGACAAGGCUUAAACUAGUCCUAGACUAAAAUGCAUGUUUGAGCUGUUUUAUCUGAAAGUAACUUGCAUUGUAAAAUAUGUCACUGCCAUUGUUUUGUGUCAAGAAGCACACCAGUAAUGUUUUUUUUUAGGGUAAUGUUUUUUCUAAAAGCUACUUAAAUACCCUAAUUAAAAUAAGGCUUAAUCCUGGCUUAGCCCAAGCCUUGUCUGUGAAACCAGCCCAUGGUGUAAUGUUUUACUGUUACUGUACUAUUGGUCUGUUUUACUGUAUAGUUCUUUGCUUACCUGUUGAUUCAGCUAUAUCCUGGUUGAUUACACAUGUUGUAAUUUUGAUGUUUGUUUGUUUACUGUAUGUUUAUUAUUGUAAUAGUUUAAUUUGCUUAAUACUGUGCUUAGUGUAUUUAUUUGGCUUGGGGAAAAGAAAAGGUUGUUUUAAUGUUAUUGAUAUAAUGUGCAUUGUUGGAAUAAGAUAUACCCUGAUAAAAUGGUUCUCCCCCAUAUCUGUUUGGCGGGAAAAUUAUGUAUUUAA
Ctenopharyngodon idella (grass carp) is the source of this 5299-nucleotide messenger RNA. RefSeq names its product CD48 antigen-like. Lineage: Eukaryota; Metazoa; Chordata; Actinopteri; Cypriniformes; Xenocyprididae. The record is from RefSeq and is a predicted model, not a curated record. The transcript has 8 exons. Bases 260 to 1270 code for a protein of 336 amino acids.